AUGCCCAUGUACGAUGGAACAACCGACCCCAGAGAGCACAUCUUGACCUACAAGCAGCGAAUGAUGACAAUCCCAGUUCCCAAGCACAUGAGGGAAGCUAGUCUUUGCAAAGGAUUCGACUCGACACUGAUCGGACCCGCUUUGAAGUGGUUAACCAGCCUGCCAAACGGAUGCAUCACUUCCUUUGCCCAUCUCGACAACAUGUUCAAUCAGCAAUUUGCUAGCAGCAGAGGUAUGGAGAAGCAAACAAGUGACAUGUACCGUGUGGUCCAACGCCCAGACGAACCUCUGAAGGAUUACAUAGCUCGGUUUAUCAGAGAGAAGGUGACUGUACCAGAGUGUGACGUCCCAACUGCAAUUGAAGCGUUCAGACAAGGAUUGUAUGGUGAGACCGACCUAUGGAGGGAUCUAAUCAAAUACCCCUGCAAGACGUUCGAAAAAGCCCAGGCCAAAGCAAUGACUCAAGUCAGGUUGGAAGAAACUCUUUACUCCAGGAAGGGAACUAACGACUACACCAAGACGGACAGGCGACUACCUUAUCCCAAGAGAAGCAAUGAUCGUCCUGCCCCUUAUUCCCGACCUCAACAUGUAGCAGUGGUGGAAGAAGACGAUGACUCUGAUUGGAAGAACAGUCCAGACCUUCCCCCGAGAAUUAACGAAUAUUCUUUUUGUGUUGACACUGUAGGUUUGAUGAACCACCUAUCAAAGAUGGGGAAAGCAGUGCAAUGGCCGCCAAAAUCCAGCAAACCCGACUCGAAGAAGGAUCCCUCAAAGUGGUGUGACUUCCAUGCUGACAUUGGCCACACUACCAACGAGUGCGUGGCGUUAAGAAGAGAAGUGGCUUACUUACUCAAGAACGGAUUCCUCAAGGACGUUAUGUCAGACAAAGCUCCGAAGAGGCAUGCUCAAGAGAAUGAGGUCGACAGACCAACCCGAGCCGUAGCCGCGAAGUAUCUAACCCCUAUAUCUUUUGAUGAACUUGAUGUAGGGGACAUCUCCGAUAAACAUCACGAUGGUUUGAUAAUAUCCAUCCAUGUCGGAAACUAUAUGAUCAAACGAGUCCUGGUCGAUAACGGCAGCUCCACCAAUGUCAUGAUGCUCGACGCCCUUAAAGAGAUGGGGCUCAACCUAGACACAGAUGUCGUCAAGAAGUCCACAGUUUUGAUAGGGUUUAGCGACGAAGCAAAGACCAUCUUUGGAGAAGUCACUUUACCCGUCUACACCCAAGGGGUCAACCAACAGUCCAGUUCCGACCCGACAGGUUACAAGGAGCCCAAGUCCGAACAGCUCGACGAAGUCAUCUUGGAUCCUGCAAAGCCAGAGCAAGUUGUCUUUAUUGGAUGUGAUGUGCCUGACAACAUCAGGUCGGAGCUUAUAACAUUUCUCAAAGCCAACGCAGAUUGUUUCGCAUGGUCCCAUGAAGAUAUGUCAGGUAUCAGCCCAGACGUCAUCACUCACAAACUCAGUGUUGAUCCACAUCACAAGCCCGUCAAACAGAAACGACGGAAAUUCGCUCCAGAACGCAAUCAAAUCAUCAACGACGAGGUUCAGCAACUACUAGACACCGGGAAGAUCAGGGAAGUCAAAUACCCAGAUUGGCUGGUCAACGUCGUAGUAGUCAGAAAGAAGAACGGGAAAUGGCAUGCUUGCAUAGACUUCACCGACAUCAACAAAGCAUGCCCUAAAGACUCCUUUCCACUACCCCACAUCGACGCCAUGGUUGAUGUUACUGCUGGGCAUGAGAUGCUCACCUUCAUGGACGCAUUCAGUGGAUAUAAUCAGAUCUUGAUGCGGCCAGAUGAUCAAGAGAAGACCGCCUUCAUCACGGAACGUGGAACUUACUGUUACAAAGUCAUGCCUUUCGGCUUGAGGAACGCUGGCGCUACCUAUCAACGCCUCGUCAACAAGAUGUUCAGAAAACAGUUAGGAGACACUAUGGAAGUCUACAUCGACGACAUGCUGGUAAAAUCCAAGAAAGCUUCAGAUCAUAUCUCACACCUCCCACAAGCCUUCGACGUAUUACGAGAAUACAACAUGAAACUCAACCCCACCAAUCUCUCACCUCGAAACCAAAAGGACGUGCAGAAGUUGGCAGGAAGAGUGGCCGCUCUCAACCGUUUCAUCUCCAGGUCGUCAGAUAAAUGCAAAUUGUUUUACGACAUCCUCAGGAAAAACAAGAAGUUCAGCUGGACCAACCAACACGAAGCUGCGUUGCAGCAACUCAAACAGUACUUGUCGGAGCCUCCGCUGCUAUCGAAACCAAAAGAUGACGAAGAAUUACAAGUGUACCUCGCAGUCACAGAGUCGACAAUUAGCGCAAUCCUAGUACAAGAAGAAGACGACAAACAAUUACCCGUCUACUAUGUCAGUAAGUCCUUAAUAAGCGCCGAAACAAGGUAUGAACCUCGCACAACCAUCAAGUCGCAGGCUCUAGCAGAUUUUGUGGCUGACUCCAGCCCAAGUAUCCAACAUGAAGACGACAUGGAAGUCAACAUGCUAACCGAUGAUGGACUCUCAUCCACAUGGACCCUACACACUGACAGCUCCUCCAACAUACGGGGAACAGGUCUGGCAAAAGAUUCUAAGAUGCAGGCCUACCCGGAAAUAGCCAAAAAAAUCGUCAGCAAAUUCGACUCAUGUACCCUGCAACAAAUACCAAGAGAUCAAAAUACCCAGGCUUACGCCUUAGCCAACCUUGGCUCAAACAUCAAACCCAAGCUCACCACCAUCCCAGUAGUCCACUUGGUGUACCCAGCCAUCACAAAAGACAACUUACCCAUCACUGAGCAAACUCCACCAACUCAAAUGCCCACAUCAUGGCGCGACCCCUACAUAUAUUGGCUCAAACACCAUACCAUCCCACCUGGAAUCACCUACGAAAAAUCCUUCCGUAUGAAAGCUUCCAGAUUCAUCCUAAUCCAUGGGGUACUGUUCAGGAUGUCAAUUGCAGGACCAUACCUGAGGUGCUUAGAUCAUGACGAGAUCGUGUCAACAUUGAGGAACAUCCAUGAUGGCGAAUGCGGAAAUCACGCCGGAGGACGAAGCUUAGCACAUAAAACUCUAACCAUGGGAUAUUUUUGGCCAACUAUGAAGAAAGAUGCGAUCACCUUCGCCAGGAAAUGUGACUCUUGCCAACGGUUUGCAUCUAUCUCUCACCAACCUUGUGAAGAACUCCAACCCAUCUUGUCCCCUUGGCCCUUCAUGAAGUGGGGAAUGGAUAUAGUGGGUCCCUUACCACAAGCGCCAGGGCAACGCGUCUUCAUGUUGGAAAUGACCGAUUACUUCUCCAAAUGGAUCGAAGUAGAAGCAUUCAAACGAGUCCGAGAUACUGAGGUCAUCUCAUUCAUCAAGAGGAAUGUCCUUAGCCGUUUCGGAAUUCCCUCCGAGAUCGUCUACGAUAACGGUUCUCAGUUCAUCAGCAAUAAAACCAAAGAAUUUUGUGGCAGGUACAACAUCACCUUGCACACCUCAACACCAAGGUACCCUCAAGAAAAUGGCCAGGCUGAAUCAAGUAACAAGAUCAUCAUCAACAACCUCAAGAAACGCCUCGAUGACGCCAAAGGAAGAUGGGCAGACGAACUACCUAUGAUCCUUUGGGCUGACAGGACGACACCCAAGACGGCAACUAAUCAUACUCCUUUCUCUUUGGUCUUCAGUUGCGAAGCUGUUAUCUCUCCCGAAGUCGAACUCCCCACGGAAAGAAGUAGUUCCAUGACACCAGGGAUGAACGACUCAGUCCUAUCCUACGACAUCGACACCGUUGACGAACUCAGGGAAGCAGCAUUGGUCAGGAUGGCAUCCUACCAACAGGCAGUCGCAAAAAAUUACAACAACAAUGUCCGAGUUCGAGUAUUCCAACAGGGAGAUUGGGUUCUGCGCAAGGUCUUUCCAAAUAAGAAGGAUCCUCGACACGACAAGUUGGCCCCGACCUGGGAAGGGCCCUAUCAGAUCGUAAGACGAACAGGUCAUGGCGCGUACGAAUUGGUCGAUAGAGACGGAAAACUGGUGUCCACCAACAUCAUGUCGACAUCCCCAUACUGGGGACGGCACGACACAUUCUCGACUCGAGAUGAUCUCGGAUGCAAUCACAAUAGGACGCAACGAUGA
Messenger RNA from Spinacia oleracea (spinach), 4107 nucleotides. RefSeq lists its product as uncharacterized. NCBI's taxonomy places the organism in Eukaryota, Viridiplantae, Streptophyta, Magnoliopsida, Caryophyllales, Amaranthaceae. The coding region runs from base 1 to 4107 and encodes 1368 amino acids. The transcript has 7 exons. Gene Ontology annotation, molecular function: nucleic acid binding. The record is from RefSeq and is a predicted model, not a curated record. Gene Ontology annotation, biological process: DNA integration.